UUACGACCUCGACAUGAUCAAUCGAUUUCCGUGGCGACGUAUCCUCCCUACCAAGUCGCCCUCACUCGACAUAUAAGAAAUGGGGCUCUCCUCAGUCCUUCUUCUGAGAGCUACAUUCUUUCAUACAAGCAUCUAUGAUGAACCGGCUGGCAAUUGCACUGCUUGUUCUCGCUGUGAUAGUCUCCGAGAUUUCUUGCGCGCAAGCGGGCUUGGAUUAUGCACACCGAUACCACAAAAGACGUAGUAAUCUCUCGAGAAUGAAGAAGGCUACUUCUGCUGGGAAGAUCUCGCGGCGCGCAUGUCGCGUAAGGCCAUCAUCAGUCACCAAUCUGCCUUCUGUUCCUGCAACGCAGUCAAUCAGCGACUCCGGGCUGGUAUCGUAUGUGCCAAUCACCAUCUCAGAAACACCCAUUACCUCUUCCCUCCAACCAGCAGUCGCGAUCUCAACGACGCAGCCAGCUGUAGACGCCUCUGUGGUGUCGUCUUCAUCCGCUUCCCCACGGACGGCGCCGACCGUAGUCUCAUCAGCCGAGCCCGUAGCUGUAUCUUCUUUCACAUCCAGCGCGAACGAUACGCCUACCGCGUUGACCACCACUGCUGCUGCACUCUCAACCAUCAGUGUCACCUCGUCUUCCGCCUUCGUGGCGACCUUGGCGUCUUCCUCGGCGGCCGCAAUCACAUCCUCUGUAUCUUCCACGUCACCGAGCGACAUCGACCGGUAUCUGUCCGACCAGAAUACCGUUCGUGCCCAGCAUGGCGCUGUAGCCUUGACUUGGAACGACACGCUUGCCGCCGCGGCGCAGGAAUGGGCUAAUGGCUGCGUGUUCGAACACUCUGGCGGCACAUUGGGACCUUACGGGGAGAAUCUCGCUGCUGGUACGGGCAGUGGUUACGGAAUUGCAGCGGCCAUUCAGUCUUGGACCGACGAGGCCUCUCAAUACAACCCCAGUGACCCAGUUGCGUCGCAUUUUACUCAGGUUGUAUGGAAAGCAACCACGGAGGUCGGCUGUGGUAUGCAAGAGUGUAACGGGAUCUUCCCUGCUAGCUAUGGGCCUGCCCAGUACUACGUCUGCGAGUACUUUAUACAAGGAAACGUGGAAGGAGAGUUCAGCGAGAACGUGCAAAUGUGAGAUUGAGGAGAUACAGCAGCUUGUUUGAGCAGUUGUUAACACAGGGUGCAUGACCUGUUUUGUUCAUGAGAAUAUUUGAAAGAUGAUCAAACGAGAACCAUAGUUUGCUUAUGUUUUUAUCAAUGACAGU
Laetiporus sulphureus 93-53 is the source of this 1260-nucleotide messenger RNA. Its product is annotated as PR-1-like protein. The coding region runs from base 135 to 1130 and encodes 331 amino acids. The transcript is spliced from 8 exons. NCBI's taxonomy places the organism in Eukaryota, Fungi, Basidiomycota, Agaricomycetes, Polyporales, Laetiporaceae. The record is from RefSeq and is a predicted model, not a curated record.